AUAAAUAUCUACAUUGUUAUUAUUCUGUUUUUGGAUCGAAAAUUUCAUUUCUUCUGUUUUUGUGUUGUUUAUUCUUGUUCUUAUUUUUAAAUCUGUAAAAUCUAAAGUACAAAAUUCAAUCAUCUGUGUUAUCAACGAGUUAAAUUCAAUUUAUUUGUUUGAAUUUGAAUCUCUUACAACAAAAAAAAACAGUUCAAACUAAUAAGAAGAAACUUUGCAUUCGUACACACACACACCCUAAAAAUAACAAUUAUUGAAGAAGAAAAAAGACAAUUAUAAAUUGAAAAUUUAAAAAAAAAAUGGGAAGAAAAAAGAUACAAAUAUCUCGCAUCACUGAUGAACGUAACCGUCAGGUUACAUUUACAAAACGAAAAUUUGGUCUAAUGAAAAAAGCAUAUGAAUUAAGUGUACUAUGUGAUUGUGAGAUUGCCUUAAUCAUAUUUAAUAGUACAAAUAAAUUAUUUCAAUAUGCAAGUACUGAUAUGGAUAAAGUAUUAUUAAAAUAUACUGAAUAUAAUGAACCACAUGAAAGUCGUACAAAUAGCGAUAUUGUUGAGGCAUUAAAUAAAAAAGAACAUAAAGGAUCAUCAAAUGGUUGUGAUAGUCCUGAACCGGAUGAUUCACAAUAUACAUUAACACCGAAUCGUAAUGAAAAUAAAUAUAAAUUAAAUGAUGAUUUUGAGCUAAUGAUGCAACAACGUAAUUCGCAUAUCAAUGGCAAUAGAUCAACACCAACCGGAUUAACGUCAAGUGGUGGUGGUGGUGGCGGUAACGGUAAUCUAACACAAAUUCCCAUCAAUUUAAAUUCAUUAAAUUCAUCAUCUCCAUAUGCGCCUCAAGAUUCUAGUCUGUUACAAACACAGCAAUUAUCACCUCAUUCAUCAUGUGUUAGUCCAAGACCAAGUUCAUCUGGCGCAAUGAUUGAAUUAACAAGUAAUACGUCAACAACAACAGCGGCAACAAAUGGUUAUCAUCAUCGUUCAUGUUCACCAUCUGGUAAUAAUAAUAAUAAUAGUAAUUCACCGAAUCUUUUAAAAUCAUCAAUGGAUAAUCAUCAUCAUCAUAAAUCAAUUACGAAUGGAAAUAAUCAAAAUAAUGGUGGACAAACGACGACAACGACAACGACGAAUAAUAAUAAUAAUAAUCGUGGAGGCAAUAAUAAUAUGUCAAGAAAUAUUGUCAUGUCAAAUUCGCAUGCAAAUAUGAAUCAUCGCAAUCUAAAUGGUACACAACAACAGAAUCUAACAUCAUUAUCACAAUCGAUUCAGGGUAUGACUAGUGGUGGUGGUGGUUAUCCGUCCUCAUUAUCAUCGUUUGUUACAAAUGAUUUUCAAAAUAUUAAUCAUGAAUUAGCAUUAGCAAGCUUUAAUUCGUCUGGUCUAUUACCGAAUUGGUCGACACAUUCAUUAGCUGGAGGUAAUGUUGGUGGUGGUGGUUUAAGUCUUUCACAUCCGAGUUCAUCAUUACCACAUUUAUCAGUGAGUAGUAGUACACCACCACCAUCAUCAACAUCACCAUUAUCGAUGAAGAUAAAAAAUGAGCCAAUAUCACCACAACGUCAUGAACAAUCAACAACAUCAACGAAUGGUGGUCAACAACAACAAAAUGUUCAUAAUAGCCAAACAACACAACAAUCAUCAUCACAACAAUCAUCAUCAGCAUCAGCAGCUACACAACAAACAACAACAUCACAUCAAUUGGCAACAUUACAACGGCCACCAACAUCCGGUAAUCAACAAUCAGGUCAUUUAUCACCAGGACAUCCAUUAACACCAUCAACAUCAUCAUCUCCUGAUCCAUCGGGUAGUUCUGAUUAUGAAGGACCUAUUGGUAAACGUAUACGUGUUACUGCUGAUGGUUGGCCUGCUUGAUUCUUUUAUCAUUUUUUUUUUGUUUUGUUUUUCUCUAUUUUUUUUCUCUCUCUCUCUCUCACAAACACACACACAAACAUAUUCAUUCAUCAUCUGUUAUUGAUAAAAUCA
Molecule: messenger RNA, 1982 nt
Organism: Dermatophagoides pteronyssinus (European house dust mite)
Lineage: Eukaryota; Metazoa; Arthropoda; Arachnida; Sarcoptiformes; Pyroglyphidae
Gene: Mef2
Product: myocyte enhancer factor 2
Biological process (GO): positive regulation of transcription by RNA polymerase II; cell differentiation
Molecular function (GO): protein dimerization activity; RNA polymerase II cis-regulatory region sequence-specific DNA binding; DNA-binding transcription factor activity, RNA polymerase II-specific
Source: RefSeq, a predicted model, not a curated record